CUGAGGAGCGCCGCAGUCCAUCAGAAAAUGCCUUCUGAAAUCCCUGGGGAUGCACAGGGGUUCUGGGGCUGGUAGUGAUUUCUGUUGCUUUGCAUGAUGUAACCCUUGUUUGUGAGCAGCUGCCCUUCUUACGGUUCCUUGCUGUGAUGCCUUGUGCUGCUCUCGGCUGCCUGGACCAGCCUUCAUUUGGAGUAACAGCAGCUCUGGAGUGUGAUCUAGUUCUGCUGCAGCGUGGGCCCAUGCAUGAGCAGCCUGACCCUGAUGGCCUCUGGAUUGCUCCCAAUCAGCCUCUCCAAGGGGAUUCCACACUUCAGCAAGCCUGAAUGACAUUUUCCUGUUUAUUUUGUUUUCUAGUCACUUCUGGUUUUGAGCUUUUUAGGUGAAUUGUUUUUAUACUUGGGUGCUUUGUGAAACCUGCCAUAGCCUUUUUGAUCAAGAAGGAGGGUUUGGAUGCAUUUGGGUCAGGAGGUGCCCUGCAGGGUCAAACAGCAGGGGAACCAAGCUCUGCUGGGACUGUGUGCAUCCACCUCCCCCUUCCCUGGUGGCAUAUGGGACCUUUCCUUAGUCACUGCUCAGGCUAAGUUUAGCCACAGACUCUGACCUUUAGGAAUGGUGGGUGUGCUGUGACACCCAACUGCCCUUUUUCAGCAGAAAUAGGGGUGUCCUGUUCGGCUCAUGCAUGGGGACUUACUUCCCCUAAGUGUCUGGAUUUAAUAACCAUGCAUGUAUGUAUGCAGCUCCUGUUCUAGGUGGCCUGGGGCUUCCUGGGAUUUUGCAGUGCUGGGGUGGCACUCCUGGAGAUGCUAUGGGAGCUCUGCCCAUGCAGAUGAGCCCUGGCUGCUGUCACAGACGCUCCCUGCCCUUUCCAGCUUAGGUCAGGAUGUCAUGCCUUAAAUUUGUCGCUUACAAACAUGUGCUGACUGGGGCUCUUAAAGGCCAGCUGCAAUCUGAGCGUGUGCUUUGGAGUGACCCACUGUGCUGGUGAUCCUGGAGUGCUCUCACCUUAAGAAUCAGCUUUUCUUAUGGUGGUGGGGGCACUGGUGCAGUGCCAACCUUGCAAACAGAGUUUGAGCUGUGCAGUUGUAUGCCAGGAGCAGGAAUUCUGCUUUCUGCUGAGGAAACGCUUUGUCCUUUGCAGAUCUGUGAUCCCCAACCGAGUCAUCGCCGACUUGAUUCAAGAUGCCACCGGCCAUUGGAGGCCCCGUAGGAUACACUCCUCCUGAAGGAGGAUGGGGAUGGGCUGUGGUCAUCGGAGCCUUCAUCUCCAUUGGCUUUUCCUAUGCCUUCCCCAAAUCUAUCACAGUGUUCUUCAAAGAGAUUGAGGUCAUCUUCAAUGCGUCCAGCAGCAAAGUCUCCUGGAUCUCCUCCAUCAUGCUGGCUGUUAUGUAUGCAGGAGGUCCCAUCAGCAGCAUCCUGGUGAACAAGUAUGGCAGCCGGCCCAUCAUGAUCGCAGGCGGCUGCCUGUCCGGCUGUGGGCUGAUCGCAGCCUCCUUCUGCAACACGGUGGAGGAGCUCUACUUCUGUGUUGGGGUCAUAGGGGGUCUUGGACUUGCCUUCAACCUGAACCCUGCCUUAACCAUGAUUGGCAAGUACUUCUUCAAGAAGCGUCCACUGGCCAAUGGGCUGGCGAUGGCGGGCAGCCCUGUCUUCCUCUCUACCCUGGCACCCGUCAACCAGCUCUUCUUUGGCAUAUUUGGCUGGCGUGGCAGCUUCCUCAUCCUGGGUGGCCUCCUCCUGAACUGCUGCGUGGCUGGAUCCCUGAUGCGGCCCAUAGGUCCCAAGCCAGAUCAGCUGAAGAAAGAGGCCAAUAAGGAAGUGCAGCAGGAGGCUGGGAAGGCAGGCAAAAAGGAUGAUGGUGACACCAGCACGGACCUGAUUGAUGGAAAGGCCAAGAAAGAGAAGAGCUCGUUCUUCCAGACAAUCAACAAAUUCUUGGACCUGUCUCUGUUCACACACAGGGGCUUCUUGCUCUAUCUGUCAGGCAACGUAAUCAUGUUCUUUGGGUUGUUCGCUCCCUUGGUCUUCCUCAGCAAUUAUGCAAAGAGCAAGAAGAUUGCUAGUGACUCUGCAGCCUUUCUGCUCUCCAUACUGGCCUUUGUGGACAUGGUGGCCAGACCUUCCAUGGGACUGGUGGCAAACACCAAGUGGGUCAGACCACGCAUCCAGUAUUUCUUUGCCGUCUCUAUUAUUUACAAUGGGGUUUGCCACCUCUUGGUCCCCAUGUCCACCACCUAUGCUGGCUUCUGCAUUUAUGCUGGCUUCUUUGGCUUUGCCUUUGGCUGGCUGAGCUCGAUCCUGUUUGAGACCCUGAUGGACCUGGUGGGAGCUCAGCGGUUCUCCAGUGCUGUUGGUCUGGUGACCAUCGUGGAGUGUUGCCCUGUGCUUCUGGGACCCCCUAUGCUAGGGAAGCUCAAUGACAUGUAUGGUGACUACAAGUACACGUACUGGGCCUGCGGGGUUGUCCUGAUCAUCGCUGGGAUCUACCUCUUCAUUGGGAUGGGCAUCAACUAUCGCCUGGUGGCAAAGGAGCAGAAGGCAGAGGAGAAAGCAAAGAAUGAAGGGAAGGAGGAAGAGACCAACAUCGAUGAGGCUGAGAAGCAGAAGGAGGCAAACAAUGAUGUGGCCCCCUCACCUCAGAAGAAUGUGGAGGAUGGUGUCAAAGAGGAGGAGAGCCGCAUGUGAGGGACUGGUCUUAAUCCCGGAGUGUCGGGGAAGCGCUGCUGCCCUGGUGCGGCGGCUGGGGCAGAGCUCUGCUGGCGCUGGGUGGCCGUGAGAAGUGUUUAAACCAGGUGUUCAUUUUUAAACAGGCUCUGAAUUGUCUUUCCAUCUGUGUUAAACAAAGGUAACAGGACUACAUAUGCAGUAUCCUCAUGUGUCCAGGGGCAGGGGGCUUUUAUAGUCUGGCUUUUUAACAGUAACAUGAAUGUACUAAUAUGUGCCUUACAGUCUCCAUAUCUAGCUGAAUCUGAAGGAGCCUUAACUCUAAACUGUGCUUCAGCUCUGUAUUCUGCUUGGGGGUGGGGGGAUAUGUGUGUGUUUUGGGGAGUUUUGUUGUUAAAAAGCCAUAAAAGCAGGAUACUGGAUUUGUUGAAGCAUGUUGGGCUUCAGGGCCGGCCCUGAAUGAAUACUGCUUCACACGCUUCUUACUGCAGGCCCUCUGCGGGGGAGAUGUGGGCAUGGGGCAAGGUGCUCCUCAACCCCCGUGCUCAGUGCCUCCUGGCUCUUUAGGUGGUCUUUAGGUAUGUUUUGAAAACACUUUAGCUACUGUAGUUCUUUAAAAUCCCUGUUUUUGUAGCUGUUCUCUCAUGGGAUAUUCAGGUUGAAGAAAGAUAGCUGCAGUUCUUGUUGGACAGCAUCACCCACUCCAGGGCUGUGGCAGCCCUGCUUGCCCAAGCCUUCCUUGGGGAGUGUUGGGGUUCCCCCUGCAUCCCCACUCUGCCUCGAUAGUGCCUCUUCUCAGCCCAGUGCAGUGUGAUGUGAAAUGGGUUCAGGUUGUGGUGCUGGCAUUCAUGCUGCUGUCGGCUGUGCUGCCCCAUCCUGCUCGUGGGGUGGAUUUCCACCAGAGCAUCCCUUCCAGCCAAGUGUUUUGGGUGCCUGACCUCGGGCAGAGUGGUGAGGUGGGUGGACAUGGUACAUCCCUGAGACUUUAUCUGCUUUUGCUCUUUUAUCUGUUAGAGAAACCUCUUUUACUUGCUUCUGUUCAACUGAGAUCUUAAGGCAGUGGAUGCUGAACCUCUCACAUCUAGGACACGUAAGGGGGAGGAAAGAAUUUGUAUGUAUUUAUUUUUUAUUUUUUAGUGUUGGAAAAUAUCUCACGUAUGUGGAGCAGGUUAAUGGCUCUCAAGUUCUAGUAAAUGUUGAUCAGAAUUCAUGUUAAGAGGCUGAGUUUUUUCAAAUAAACUUGUUUUUUUACAAUUUA
Messenger RNA from Poecile atricapillus (Black-capped chickadee), 3919 nucleotides. It is a transcript of the gene SLC16A1, whose product is annotated as solute carrier family 16 member 1. The record is from RefSeq and is a predicted model, not a curated record. Gene Ontology annotation, molecular function: monocarboxylic acid transmembrane transporter activity. Lineage: Eukaryota; Metazoa; Chordata; Aves; Passeriformes; Paridae. Gene Ontology annotation, biological process: transmembrane transport; monocarboxylic acid transport. The transcript is spliced from 4 exons. Gene Ontology annotation, cellular component: membrane. Bases 1180 to 2682 code for a protein of 500 amino acids.